This is a messenger RNA of Mya arenaria, 314 nucleotides long. RefSeq names its product nuclear apoptosis-inducing factor 1-like. The record is from RefSeq and is a predicted model, not a curated record. The transcript has 4 exons. Bases 72 to 299 code for a protein of 75 amino acids. Gene Ontology annotation, cellular component: nucleus. Lineage: Eukaryota; Metazoa; Mollusca; Bivalvia; Myida; Myidae.
GGCCAAACUGGAAGCUAGAAGAAAGAAAUACGCUUAUAGAGCUAUGCCGGGCCAGUACAAACACACUCAAAAUGAACUGGGGAGAAGUGGCUGACAGGGUGAACAGUAUCGGGGGAAACUCCAGAGUCGCCCCUGAGGUUAAAAAGAAGUGGACUGAUAUGAAGAGCAAUGUAAAGAGGAAGGCGCAGCAAGAACGGACAGAAAGCAGGCAGACAGGAAAUGGGUUGAAGACUAUAAAUCUGGAUUCUUGGGAGGAAAUGCUCACCAGAGCACGAAGUGCUCAAUGUGAGCUACUGUGAUCGGUUUUUGUCCGG